Messenger RNA from Pantherophis guttatus, 4052 nucleotides. RefSeq names its product solute carrier family 35 member E2B (gene SLC35E2B). The record is from RefSeq and is a predicted model, not a curated record. NCBI's taxonomy places the organism in Eukaryota, Metazoa, Chordata, Lepidosauria, Squamata, Colubridae.
CAAUCCGGGCAACAAUUGUGUUGCUCUGCAUUGCACGUAGGGGGAUAAUUUGCAAUUGUGGUUUGAAAAAGCUGUUCUGGAGACAUUUGACAGCUGACCUUUUCUGUCUGCACAACUGCAAGAAGGAAAUCGAUUUAGAACUAAGGACGUCUUUGGAUAUCGUUCAUUGUUGGUGUGGGCUGUAUUAUAGUUAUUUGUUCAUCAAAUUAAUACCUUUGACAAAGAGGCUUCGUGGGGAAGACGGUUGAAUUUUGUUCCCGCCGAGAAAAGCAAACGGAGUAGCCUGAAUUACCAUCAAGAUCUAGACAGAAGAUAGUUUGGAAAUCAUCUGAACGGAUUCCUUUUUUUUUUUUUUUUUUAAGAAUUGUUUUACAAGUAGGAAUAUAAUGUGAAUCACCGUGGCAUAAACCUUCGUGGUCUGCUAAUGCUAAGCCCAGUUAGAUUCAGGAGGAAACGCAGAAAAUUGAAUUGAUUUGUCCAAACUUUUCAUCAUUUAUGAAUAAACCUGUGUUGUAUCUUUAAUGUCUUUGAUCAGACAACGGAGCAACGUGUGACCAAAUGCACCUGAAGCUCUUCGCAAGCCAAGGGAAUUUGGAGGGCCCCUCCGCUGAAGUCCGAGGGCUCCGCUUUGGCAGUUGAGCAUCGGGCCUCACCUCCCCCGAACAUGGCCACCCUAAGCGGCAGCUCCACUUUGGACCCGUCCAGCUCCGGCCCUUCCACCUCCCUCGUUUUGCCUCUGUUGGAUGACAAACCCAAAGCGAAAAACCUCUUCCAGUUUGGCUCCCUCUUCCAUAGCCGGAGCGAACGCUUCGUCAUCGCCCGGAGCGACAGCGUGCCGGAAGAGAAUGUCCUGAAAAUCACCAUCACGGAGACCACCGUUAUCGAGUCGGACCUGGGCAUCUGGAGUUCUUACGCCCUCACCUACCUCACUCUCUGGUUCUUCUUCAGCUUUUGCACUCUUUUCCUGAAUAAGUACAUCCUGUCACUGCUGGAAGGGGAACCGAGCAUGUUAGGCGCCGUUCAGAUGCUUUCCACCACCUUCAUUGGCUGCAUCAAAAUGUUCGUCCCCUGCUGUCUUUAUCAGCACAAGACUCGUCUCUCCUACCCUCCGAAUUUCAUCAUGAUUAUGCUUUUCGUUGGCCUGAUGCGGUUUGCAACUGUGGUUUUGGGGCUUGUCAGCUUGAAGAACGUGGCUGUUUCCUUUGCCGAGACCGUGAAAAGCUCAGCACCCAUUUUUACCGUUAUUAUGUCGCGCAUGAUUUUAGGAGAAUACACCGGGCUGUUCGUGAAUCUCUCUCUGGUCCCCGUGAUGGGCGGGCUGGCCUUGUGCACAGCGACCGAACUGAGUUUCAACAUCCUCGGCUUCUCGGCGGCCUUGUCGACGAACAUUAUGGACUGUUUGCAGAACGUUUUCUCCAAAAAGCUGCUGAGUGGGGACAAAUACCGUUUCUCGGCUCCUGAGCUUCAGUUCUACACUAGUGCAGCUGCUGUGAUCAUGCUUAUUCCGGCUUGGGUCUUUUUCAUGGAUAUGCCGGUGAUCGGGAAAAGUGGGCGGAGUUUCCAGUACAACCAGGACAUUGUGGUGUUGCUCCUGAUGGACGGAGUGCUGUUCCACCUCCAAAGCGUCACCGCUUACGCGUUGAUGGGCAAGAUUUCCCCCGUAACGUUCAGCGUGGCCAGCACGGUGAAGCACGCCCUGUCCAUCUGGCUCAGCAUUAUCGUCUUCGGGAACAAGAUCACCAGCCUCUCGGCCAUCGGGACAGUGCUAGUGAUCAUCGGAGUCAUGCUGUAUAACAGAGCCAAGCAGCACCAGCAAGAAACCCUCCAGAAUCUGGUGGGAACAUCCGCUACCCCCCAACUGUCUCCAGUGAUCAAGGAAGACUCCGAGCCCCUCCUCUCCAAAGACUCCCGUCCUUUCGAAUGAGACCACCGCCCUAAAUUUAGCUACGCAGAAGUUUAAAAGAAGGACAUUUUUUUCUCUCUCUCUCUUGAGUGAUCCCCAUCCCCAACCCCAAGGCCCAUCCCACUCGCAAGCCGGGGCCUGCUACGAUAAGAAAAACGCGGGCGCAGAGACCACAAGCGUUGUAUGGAAGAGUUCUUCCUAAGACUUUUGCGCUCUGCCGUCCAUUUUAUUCGAAAGUGUCUUUCAAGACACUUUUGGUCCAUCAUCCGAUGUGAAAUCCAGCAAAGUUUGCCAUUGUCCAAGGUUGCACAAAAGGAAAACAAAAACCCAGCUGGUCCAAACUCCCAAAAGCUGGGGGAAAAAAAUCGGCUUCCGGAGUCUCAAAAAUCGCCAAAUGUCCCUUGCUGGGAACAAUCACAAUCACCAGCGUGCAACUGAUAUUCCGUCCUAGGAAUUCCUUCGUUAGGUCUGCGUUCCAGAUGAAACCUUUCUGAAGUUGUUCUGCUGAGAAGUCAUCAGCAAUUUUGACCCACAGCAACCUCUAUCUCGCCUCCAAGCUAAAGUUUCGGCUUUCCCUCCCCCGAGAACGGACCAUGUUGGCUUGUUUGUGGGGAAGAGCUGAGAAACGUUUUUUGCACAGGUGGCAAAGGAGAGGCCGCUUCGAUAUUUGUUUUAUUUUGUUUCCGUCCCGUUGAGGGCUUGCAAUAAACCUCAGCCAGCCUUUCGAAAUCCGGAUGCCCUGCUAAUAGCAAUCAAAAAAUGAUUUUGGGAAAAGGCACGCUAGAGUUUCUAGCUUCUAGCUAGCUAGCUUCUAGCUUCUUUGGAGUUUUAAGACCGGACACAUUUGGGAUUGUAAAAACGAGGAGAAAAAUUGUGCGUUGCGUAUUGUCCUGGAUCAUGUUGGCGUGGGAUGCCUCUUAGCAAUCAAAUUAACCAAAAAAACUACUGGAAGAAGGAAAUGAAAUUUUUGCGGAGCCAGAGUUUUAAAACUCGACGCGUUCGGGAUUGUAAAAAACGAGAAAAUUGUGCGGUGCGUUUUGUCCAGGAUCAUGUUGGUGUGGGAUGCCUCUUAGCAAUCAAAUAACCAAAAAAAACCCCCAACAAACUGCUGGAGAAGGAAAUGAGAUUUUACAGAGCGAAACCCUCUCAAAAUAAUGUUUGUAAAUCCCAUGAGGUGUUUUGGGAAGCUGCCUUUAUGUCAGCUCAUAUCCGUCUAGCUUAGUUUUGCUACUCUGGGACCGCUGAAGUUAUUCCCUCCUAGUUCACGACAAAUCCAUCCACGUCCUUGUGGCUUCGGUAUCGAUAGCCCAGGACUUGAAUUCUGUUCAUGUGCUGUUAGCAACUUCCUUGGAGGUAAAAACCACUGAGCUGGUCAGAUUCUUAUGAAUUGAGCAGCUUGAAGCUCUGAGCCUAUAUUGAUUGUCUGUGCUACAAUCCGUCUGAACGAAACGUGGUCAGGUAUUCAUCGUAGGGGAAAAAUAAUGUUUACCCUCGGCACGUUAAUACGUUUUUAAAUUUCAGAGUGGGAAAAAAAAAUCACUCCACGUUUCCUGAUUUGUCAGCCAGCAGGAACAUAAAUUGGCUGCCCGACCCCAAAUGUUUUACUCUCUUCCUUCCCACCCCCCAGCUCAGCUUUGUUAGUCGAAAAAAGGGGUACGGCAAACAAUGCUUUCUGUUUAAAGAACAGAAUAUGAGGAGCGCUUGGACUUUGGAUGCAAAAUUUCUCAGGCAGAAACAGUCUCCCUGCUGUUUGUCGCUCCAAAACGCCGACAUUAUUUUCUCUCGUCCUGGGCAUACUUGAAAGGCAAACAUUUUUUUACAGGUGCUUUGUGUGUCGGGGCCAAAAUCAUCCGUAUCUCAGAUGCCAAGGUAAGACGGCAAAAGAGUUUGGAGGCUGAUUUAAGAACGGGUGGUGCACUUGCUCGCAAGCCACUUGGCAUCAUUCCGAUGACCACUUUAAAAAUCUUGACUAGAGACCAAUCCUGUGGAUAACGUUUCAUGACCUGUGUAAGACACAAAUCAUUUAGGAUUUGUUUGGUGUAGUAGGGAGUUUCCCCCCCCCCAAAAAAAGAAACUUAAUCCAGGUGUAAUCUUGUAUCUGUUUUCUUCUCGGAAGUCUGCAUCAAAACAUUAAACGUCACUGAAGGUG